GUUCUUCUACUACUUCCAAUAUUACUAUAGUGCUUUUACUAAGUGAAAAGGUCUUAUUAUCUGAUAAUGAAAUUCGAAUAAGUAAUAACUAUGAUGAUAAACUUCUUAAGAUAUGGCAAACAACUAUUUCUUCUAGAAAAACAAUUUUUCAGGAUUAUAACAUAAAUGAUACUGAUAAUAUCUUAUUAAACACAUCUAUAAUACCUUCUGACAAUAAACUGACUACAAAUAAUAACUUAAUUAUACAAAAUCACUAUAUAGGUAUAGAAAAAUUUUCAAUAGGAUUAAAUAAAGAACAAAUGAAAGCGUACUUUCUAGUAUGCGAUCAUCAUCGAAGAAAUGUGCCAAAUGCUAUUGAUAAGCUAUCACAUUUACUACUAUACCUUACAGGUGCAGAAGGCACAGGAAAAACUAAAGUCAUCAAAUCAAUAAUUUCUUAUUUUGAAUAUAUGUCACAACAUCAUACCAUUAUCAUUCUUGUAUCUACAGGCAUUGCUGCUGCUCUUAUAUCUGGUUACACAAUUUAUUCUGCCUAUGGUUUUGGUUUUGAGGACUAUGUUACAAGAAACGAUAUUCGCGUUCAAUUAAAUUAUGAUACUACUAUAGAAAAUGCUCAAAAACAAAAUAGAUUACUUAUCUAUUCAUGCGCAGAAGAUACUUACUGUCAACAUCCUUUAAAAGGAAAUAUACGUAAAAAAUUUUUAUCUGUAUCGGAUACAAGAGAAAAUGUACUUAGUGGAAUUUUACCCCUUUUUAUUAGAAUGAAAAUUAUAUUAACAGUAAACAUCUGUAUUGGUGAUAAUUUAGCAAACGCCAGAUCUUAUGAAAAUCUAUACCUCAACCAUGUACCAAUAUACCCUGUAAAAAGAGCUUGCUUGUAUACUAUAUGGAAACUUGAUGGAACUAAGUCACAAUGUCAAUUUCAACGAUUUCAACUUCCUUUAACUCUAGCUUAUGCUUUUACUGACUAUAAAUGCCAAGGUCGAACUUUGGAUAAAGCAGUGAUCGACCUAUCAAAUGCUAAUACUUAUAAUAGCACGUAUGUCAUACUCUCUAGAAUAUGCAGAUUAAAUGAUUUAUUAUUUUUACACCCCUUUGACGAAUCUUUAUUGAAUAUGAAUUUACCACCUACACUUAGUGCAGAAAUUAAAUAUCUAGAAGAAUGUGCAAAACUUACAACAAAGUUAGAGAAAUGGCCAGACGAAUAUUGUGAUCAAAAUGAUACUGUUUAA
Messenger RNA from Scutellospora calospora, 1232 nucleotides. The record is from the annotation of a GenBank genome assembly. Lineage: Eukaryota; Fungi; Glomeromycota; Glomeromycetes; Diversisporales; Gigasporaceae.